This is a messenger RNA of Acanthoscelides obtectus, 1427 nucleotides long. The record is from the annotation of a GenBank genome assembly. NCBI's taxonomy places the organism in Eukaryota, Metazoa, Arthropoda, Insecta, Coleoptera, Chrysomelidae.
UGUCACUUUUUAAGUUGAUAGAAAAAUAUUGUCCGUUUAGAAGAGCCUUAAGAAAUCACAAAUUGAUGUAUGGUCACAUGCUUUACUAACAUCCUGUAUAUCAAAAUCUGACAGGUGCAGAAUAGUCGAUUCGCGAGAAGCCCAGAAAAGCUACUCAGAAAGGCUUAUUACCAAGCUGAACAGGUGUCACACAUGUUGCGGAAGACCGGAUGGAAAGUUCACCAUAGAACAGUUGUUGCAGGUGUGCCAGGAGGAACCGGACUGUAUCAUCAACAUGUACAAAUCGAUGAGAGGCGAUGAGAAAUGCCUCCCUGAGGUCAUUAUCGAACCCAACCCCUGGGAGCCUGUAGAGCCUAAAGAGCGUGAGGAACAGGAGGUGAAGACCAAACUCUCUAAACUUGCUGAAAAGACGACGACGUCAACUCAAAGACUAGGCGACAGCAAAUACCACUAUUUGAUGGUCGACGGAUCAACCAGCGUGGCUGUACCAUUCGACUCGCAUACGAUGAAGGUAGAUAGUACGUGGAUUUGCGAAAAAAUGGCAAUCCUUGACGGAGACGUCACGUAUGUUUGCAAAAAAAUACAAACGCAGGAUCUCCCAGAGAUCUCCUCGAUACAGCAUCAGGAAAGUAGAAGUGACUAUUCAUAUAUAAGCGAGAAAAGCUCGAAGGCUAAGAUGGCAAUCAAACGAAAAGGGAAAAGUCUUUCAAUCAGGUUAACGGAAUCAAGGAAAAGUAUCCAACAUUUUUUUUCCAAUUUGAGACGCCGUAGCCGCACUAGCAAGGAAAAAAAAUCACAAAAAUUGACGUUUAACGACGAACCAUCAGUCAUAUUAUUGAGGAGAAGUCAGAGUAUGCCGACUGGGAAGACAAGGUGGAAUUCCGUAGAUUACGAAACAUCCUUGCUGAAAUUCAUCGUCCAAGAACAAAAGAACCAGGACCAGAAAACCGAAGAAUCAGGUUCCACAUUAGAACAAUCUAUCAAAGGCGGCGUUUGUCGACCAGUGGUACGUCUUUUCAACGCUAUAAGAAUGAAACUUAGGAAAAAGAAGAUAAAAGAUACCAGACAGUCGACGCACGUCAUCAAGAUUAUAUAUGUGGAGGGAGAUGAGGAUGAUAAGUCAACUUCGAGCCCUAGCAUAACCAUAAAACAUAGUGACCAGCUUCCCAUGUGAUAAAAAUUCCUGUGUAACUUGAAAGAGAUAUAGACCAAGGAGAUACAGCAAAUAUUCGACAGACAUGAAUCUCAUACACAUGCAGAAAGAGGAGGAAGAAAACCCCACAUUACGUCGUUGUAUGAUAAUAACACUUACCUAAUCAUUCUCUUACCAUGGGAUAAGAAUUCAUAUUUUUCGUCAUGUGAAUCAAGUUAAAACCUUGUGAUUUUAUGACGAUUAAAAUUACAUUUAAACCUAACGGUUAGGCCCA